AUGGCUGCUGUCGUAUAUGAUGAAGAUGUCGAUCGAUUUGAUCCUCUACUCGUAGAGGGGCGGGUAUAUUAUGUGUGGCAGAUGCUCGCAGAACCAAUUGUCAGAGAUGGGGACUAUUUGUUUGCAGAUAGUCACUUUGUGUAUCAUUUCAGCUCAGUGACAAUAAUCAAUGAGAUAAGAAAUGUCAAUGAGCAGCUGACCCCAUUGUUCCCUCCAUUUAUGCCUUUUGACAAAGUUUGUGAGUUCACCCUUGAUAAUAAUACAUAUGUUGAUGUCAUUGGCAUGGUUUUGUUUGUAAGUUCUAUGGGACACAAGGACAGUUUCUACGACCGAAGGAUCCCAGUGAGAAAUAUCGUUCUGCUAGAUGACACGUAUAUCUAUCUUAUGGUUUAGAAUUAUUUGAAUA
This is a messenger RNA of Hordeum vulgare subsp. vulgare (domesticated barley), 406 nucleotides long. RefSeq lists its product as uncharacterized. Bases 1 to 393 code for a protein of 130 amino acids. The transcript has 2 exons. The record is from RefSeq and is a predicted model, not a curated record. Lineage: Eukaryota; Viridiplantae; Streptophyta; Magnoliopsida; Poales; Poaceae.